Messenger RNA from Synchiropus splendidus (mandarinfish), 428 nucleotides. RefSeq names its product ribosomal protein L36 (gene rpl36). Gene Ontology annotation, molecular function: structural constituent of ribosome. The record is from RefSeq and is a predicted model, not a curated record. NCBI's taxonomy places the organism in Eukaryota, Metazoa, Chordata, Actinopteri, Syngnathiformes, Callionymidae. The transcript is spliced from 4 exons. Gene Ontology annotation, biological process: cytoplasmic translation. Gene Ontology annotation, cellular component: cytosolic large ribosomal subunit; ribosome. Bases 69 to 386 code for a protein of 105 amino acids.
AGCCUUCAGUUCUGUGCGUCGCUCCGCAGACAGUCCUUCCGGCUUGACCGCCAUCACAGACAGCAGAUAUGGCUAUUCGCUAUCCUAUGGCCGUUGGCCUCAACAAAGGCCACAAAGUCACCAAAAAUGUAACUGCUCCCAAACACAGCCGCCGACGUGGGCGUCUGACCAAGCACAGCAAGUUUGUCAGGGACAUGAUCCGUGAGGUGUGUGGCUUUGCUCCAUAUGAGAGGCGAGCCAUGGAGCUGCUGAAAGUGUCCAAGGACAAAAGAGCCCUCAAGUUUAUCAAGAAGAGGAUUGGUACCCACAUUCGUGCCAAGAGAAAGAGGGAAGAGCUGAGCAACGUGCUGGCUGCCAUGAGAAAGGCUGCCGCCAAGAAAGACUAAUUUGUCGCUCAAUAAAUGUUGAAAUAAAAUUUUUGGUCUUCA